Camelina sativa (false flax) is the source of this 1545-nucleotide messenger RNA. Its product is annotated as protein CORTICAL MICROTUBULE DISORDERING 5. The record is from RefSeq and is a predicted model, not a curated record. Lineage: Eukaryota; Viridiplantae; Streptophyta; Magnoliopsida; Brassicales; Brassicaceae.
AUGGCAGCUUUAGCACCUGGAAUCCUUCAAAAGCUAAUCGACGGUAUGAAAACAGGAAUCAAACCAACCAGAGAGCACCGGAGCUCUAUGUUACAAGUCACGGAUAUCGUCCCCAUCGGUCUCGACGAGAAGUCUCUGGAGCCUAAACAAGGGUUUCUCAUCAAAGUCUCUGAUUCCUCCAACUCGAUCUACGUCUCUCUUCCUUCGGACCAGGACGACGUCGUUCUUAGCAACAAGCUGCAGCUUGGUCAGUUUAUCUACGUCGAUCGGCUCGAACCCGGAUCCCCUGUUCCUGUUAUAAAAGGCGCUAAGCCAAUACCUGGUCGGCACCCAUUACUCGGGUCGCCGGAGCCGUUGAUGAUGGGUUUGAAAGGAAAAGCCGAACAAGAGACUGUGUCGAAGCCGAGAAGAGGGUCUUGGGGACAAAACGUCGACGUUUCGUCUCCGUUCGUUGUGAAACCAAUGUCAUUGGAUUUUGAACAUUCCACGCCGGCGAAGAGGUCUGUUUCAGCUAGAUUCGCCGCGUCUCCGAUCAGAAGAGGACGUGGAGUGAGAUGCUCUUUUGGCGGAGGGGUUUUGGGGAGAAUGGAAGGUGGUGAGAGUCCGGCGACGGCGAUGUUGAGGAAGAGUUGUGCUGUUCCAUCUGCUUCUAAGUUUCCGAGAAGUAAAAGUGUCUGUGAUAGAGAGACCAAGAAGAAUAAUACAUCAGCUUCUCUUCUUAGUCCUUUCAAAUUCUCUCUAGAGGCUCAAGAAGAUGUUGUUGUUCCCUUGGCCACCUCGAAGAGGUCGACUUCUUUAAGACAGGAAAUGAUAAAACUUGAGAAAGACAACAACCUGCUAGGAAGGCUCAACACACUCAGCAAGGAAGCAACUCAGCUUCGGGAGACAGCUCAGAAGAUUGCCCUUCAGGCUUUGCGCGAGGCUACAGCUACGGAAACAGUUGUCCGUCAUAUCAAGACGUUUGCUAAUCUGAGCAAAUCAGCCAAAGCUGAAUGCCCCACGGCGUGCUUUGAGAAAUUCAUGCAGUUUCACCAGGAGAUGGCGCAAACUGUAACUGAAAUCACAUCCAUUGAAGCAGCUGCUUUGGAUGCUGAGAACAAGUCGCAGAAACCAAGAGAAGAAGAGUCUUCUUCUUCUUCAAUCCUGCAUGAAAUCGCGUAUAAUUCAAUCGAUCAGGAGAAGAGAAGAUCAAAGAGGCGGAUUAUUCUGAAGCAGCAAAGUGAAGGGUCAUUAAGAUCAAAUGAUGAGAACAAGAACCCAGCUUGUGGAGGGAUAGGCAACACGAUCAGGUUGGCAAAGGAGAUUGAGGACGAAGCUGCAAACUGGUUCAUGGACUUCAUCGAAACGGCUCUGGAGAAAGGUAUGAAGAAAUCUAAAGGCCCUGAUGACGCAGACGUUAAGAAAGUACCACAAUCUUUGAUUCUCAGUGUUCUAAACUGGAUUGAAGUCGCACAGUCUGAUAGCAACAAGAACAAGAGACGUGCAGGCCAUCCAAAAGCAUCAAAGAUUACUAGAAAGCUCAGAAUUAAACUGAAAAAUCCUUGA